This is a messenger RNA of Fulmarus glacialis (Northern fulmar), 460 nucleotides long. RefSeq names its product leucine zipper protein 2 (gene LUZP2). NCBI's taxonomy places the organism in Eukaryota, Metazoa, Chordata, Aves, Procellariiformes, Procellariidae. The transcript is spliced from 6 exons. The record is from RefSeq and is a predicted model, not a curated record. The annotation marks the transcript as partial.
ACAGGGCUAUGAAGAACUGGAAAGACAGCUGAAAGAAGUCUUUAAGGAAAGGAGCAAUAUCCUUCGUCAACUGUCGAAGACAUCUAAAGAACUUGAGGGAAUUAAAGUAAACCUCCAGUCUUUGAAAAAUGAUGAAGCAUCAGCCAAAACUGAUGUGCAGAAACUUCUGGAACUGGGCCAAAAGCAAAGGGAAGAAAUGAAAUCUCUCCAGGAGGCCUUUCAAAAGCAGCUUAAUGAAGCAACUGAGAAAGCAGAAAAGCAGCAGGCUACCAUUAACUUUCUGAAGACUGAAAUGGAAAGGAAGAGCAAAAUGAUCCGUGACCUCCAAAAUGAGAACAAAAGCCUCAAAAACAAGCUCCUGUCAGGAAACAAACUUUGUGGUAUUCACGCGGAAGAGUCAAAAAAGAUCCAAGCCCAGCUGAAAGAGCUUCGUUAUGGGAAAAAGGAUUUGAUCUUUAAG